CUGCCGCCCCGCUGCUGGUGAGCCGCUUUCUUGAUCUUAGGAAGCGGCCUCUGAGCCAAGCGCACCACUGCUCGUCCCCCACUCAAGAUCCUAAUGGGUGAGGUGGGAGGGAGCGAGAAAAGGCCCAGCAACUUAGCCUCACCCUCUUCCCUUCACCACAUUGUGAGUGAGCGAUCCUCAGCUCAGCCAAUCGAGCCAUCCCCUCUGAGCUGGGAGGCGGUGCUGAAGCACAGUUCAACCAAUAAGCAGCCGAUCUGCCAGAGAAAAGGCCUCGGCGGCACGCAGCCCAGCCUCGGCCCCGAAGGUGCUGAGCGGCAGGGGCUGAGGCUGGAUCUCUGAGAAUGGUGUGUGAAUCCCAGUGGCUAGUGUGGAGAUCAACUGUUGCUCAGUUGUCCUGCCUUCUGUGAAGGUGCAGCCAUGUCUGUGAUGAUAGCAAGGAAGAAAGUGAUACGGAAAUGGGAGAAGCUGCCAGGAAGAAACACAUUCUGUUGUGAUGGGCGCAUCAUGAUGGCUCGACAGAAAGGCAUCUUCUAUCUCACCCUCUUCCUCAUUGUGGGAACUUGUGCUCUCUUCUUUGCUUUUGAGUGUCGCUAUCUUGCUGUCCAUCUGUCCCCAACUAUCCCUGUUUUUGGAGCUGUCCUCUUCCUAUUUGCAAUGGCUACCCUCCUGCGCACAAGCUUCAGUGACCCAGGAGUGAUUCCUCGAGCCAUGCCUGAUGAGGCAGCUUUCAUUGAAAUGGAGAUUGAGGCAACCAAUGGGACUGUGCCUCCAGGUCAGCGGCCACCCCCACGCAUUAAAAACUUUCAGAUCAAUAACCAGAUAGUGAAGCUUAAGUACUGCUACACAUGCAAGAUCUUCCGUCCACCACGUGCCUCGCACUGCAGCAUCUGUGACAACUGUGUGGAGCGGUUUGAUCAUCAUUGCCCCUGGGUGGGCAACUGCGUGGGAAAGAGGAACUAUCGUUACUUCUACCUCUUCAUCCUCUCCUUGUCUCUUCUCACAAUCUACAUCUUCUCCUUCAACAUUGUCUACGUUGCCCUGAAAUCCCUGAAGAUUGGCUUUUUGAAUACUCUGAAAGAAACCCCAGGGACAGUCCUGGAGGUUUUGAUCUGCUUCUUCACACUAUGGUCUGUGGUGGGUUUAACUGGCUUCCACACUUUUCUGGUAGCGCUGAACCAGACAACUAACGAAGAUAUCAAAGGUUCCUGGACAGGGAAGAACCGUGUGCAGAAUCCCUAUAGCCAUGGCAACAUUAUGAAGAACUGCUGUGAGGUUUUGUGUGGCCCUCUGCCUCCCAGUGUGCUGGAUAGGCGAGGCAUCUUGCAGCAGGAGAGUGCUGCCCUUGAAAGCAGUGCUGGACCUGAGCCCAACACUCAAGAAGAGGGGACCACAGAAGAACCCAGUGCCCAGGAAACCAGUGGUGACAGUGCCCUCCCAGAGGAGAGUGUGCUCCCUGUGCCAACAGGCAAGGUGCCACAGGAAACAGUGCAGCCCCCUUCUGCAGCAGAACCAUCUGUUCCAUCCCUGGAUCACAAGCAUACAACGCACUAGCCUUCGAAGUGGACAUGAACGCUGUUUUUGUUUGGCAUACUCCUUGUGGAGAGGACCAGGGCAGGGAACAGCUUGGCAGGACAGUGGCCUUGCUGUUCCCUUUGGCUGUUUGUUCACCAGUGGUUGUGACCUGUGUCUACAAACUGAUGAGUGCCAGCACUCCCCUUUCUAAAUGGAUGCUGAGCACCCACUAUGCUGCUGAGGGACCCUUCCCCCCUCAAAAGGCAAUUGCUGCUGCCUAGGGCAGGCCCACUUCCCCUGUCUUUGGUCUCUUAACACUUCUAAGCGAGUGCCUCUCUAGCCUGACAUCGUUGAAGCAUGGAGCCAGCUGGGUAGAAGAUGGAGCUGAUGGCAUUUUUCUGUACUGUCUUUCUACCUGUGGUUGCAGUAUUUUAUGUUGGCUGAACUCAGCAGCCAGCAGAACCAAGUUGAUAAUGGGAACAUAGACAACCAGGUUUCUACGUAGCGCUCCUUCCAAAUGUUCCCUGCCAGACCGUGCCGUAUGGUACCUCUGAACCCCAAGUGGUCCUAAAUUAUCAAACAACCAGCCAAGGGAGCUCUAGCUUGUCCUUGCCCCCAACUCCCUCUAUUUGUCUAGAUAUUGAAACUCUGGUACGUUUUUCUCUUUCCUCUUUUCUCCCAGUAUGUCUUCCUGGUCUUCUCUCAGUCCCUCCUCCCCACCAUUCCAGUCUUCUGAGGUAGCAUUGGUAAAUGCUGACCCCUCCAUACUGCUAAGCAGCUCAGCCAGGGCUACUGAAGGGGCAGGGUGGACCACAAGGUGGUAAAGUGACGUGGGAGCAAUAGAGCCAUUGGCAUUUGCUUGGAAAGGAUACUACUAUACAGGCAUAGGAGGUGUGCCCCUGUUCCAUUACUUCCUUGUGGCCCAUAAACCACCUGGUGCUCUUCAGCUCAGUUGAUCGAGUGUUGAGUGAUGCUCUUUGUAUUAUCUGGCUAAAUGGUAAUUGCUCUGUCCAGACCUUCUUGUGCCUCCCAAUCCCUCCUUGUUUAUAAGCGGAGGGGAGUUGCCAAAAAAGGGCUCUGAAUGAGUGGUAGUAUGUUUGGGGUGGGCGGGGGAAGUAGCCUUCAGUGCCAUUUCAAGCAAGACUCAUACAGCUUAACUGCACAUUAUCAGGAUUCUUCACCAUAGGAUAAUUUUGUGACUGCUGGUCAGACUGUUGGUAAGGACAUGCUCCUUUUUUAACACUCCCCCUCCCCAUAAGAAGCCAAUUACAUGGCGGAGAAAACUAGCUGGAACCCUCACUCCCUGAAAAACUAACCUUCUUCCUGCAUCACACAAUUCUAGCAUAGUUCAGCUGUCACUGAGUAGACCAUAUCCAAAGUGCAAUGAACAGCAUUUCUGAGGUGGGAGCAGAGCAUUGCUUAGCCUAUCCCUAAGAUUUAGCUAACUGUUCAGGUCAGGGCAGCAGAGAAGCUUACCUUCCCCUCACCUUCUCUCCCUGAUGGUCUGCAGCUGUGAGAGGUUAUAUCUCAGUGUAUUCCCACUUGGCUUAGGACAGUCGCAUCACCAGUUCUUCCCACUGUGUUUCUAAGUAGUGAAGUACUCUAGCCAAGUUUGUGCUCUCUUCAUUUGCAGGGGUAGAAUCUGUGUGUUUAGCAAGUCCCCUGCAAUGACUGGGAGAAAGGUGGUUCCUCUUCUAGCGUGGUGGUGUGGUCCAUGUAGCUUCCUUAUUUCCCCCACUGGGCAUGGUGGGAGCCAGGAAUAGGCAGAAGCAUCUCCAACCAUCAUUGCUUGAUGCCUUGCCAGUGCUGCCCUCCUUCCUUGUGGCAAAGGUAGAGGCUACUCCCAUAUUUCCCCAAUUACUGACCAAAUCUCCAGUGUUGCAACCAUCUUGUUUGGAUUAUAUUUUCUAAUGUACUGUGUCAAAUUGCUCCAGGGAGCAGGAUGGUCCUGGCUGCCUUGAAGCUUUGGUGUGCUCCUCUGAUCUCAAUGAAGGUAUUGGAAUUUA
Molecule: messenger RNA, 3518 nt
Organism: Lacerta agilis (Sand lizard)
Lineage: Eukaryota; Metazoa; Chordata; Lepidosauria; Squamata; Lacertidae
Gene: ZDHHC9
Product: zinc finger DHHC-type palmitoyltransferase 9
Exons: 10
Coding region: 418-1551 (377 amino acids)
Biological process (GO): protein targeting to membrane; peptidyl-L-cysteine S-palmitoylation
Cellular component (GO): Golgi apparatus; endoplasmic reticulum
Molecular function (GO): protein-cysteine S-palmitoyltransferase activity
Source: RefSeq, a predicted model, not a curated record